This is a messenger RNA of Penicillium malachiteum, 591 nucleotides long. RefSeq lists its product as uncharacterized. The transcript has a single exon. The record is from RefSeq and is a predicted model, not a curated record. NCBI's taxonomy places the organism in Eukaryota, Fungi, Ascomycota, Eurotiomycetes, Eurotiales, Aspergillaceae. Bases 1 to 591 code for a protein of 196 amino acids.
AUGCGCCUCCCAAUCGAUCACCUCCUCUUCCUCCUCCUCCUCCUCCUCACUCCCGUCACAGCGAUCGGCGCAUCAUGCUUUAAAGUCGUCUCCGCGCUGGUCGGGCGACCCGGCCACUUAUUCAACAAAUUCCAAAGCGAAAUCUGCGAGCGCGGAUGCCAACCCACAAUCCCACACUGGGAUCUCUGGACGCGCAAUAAUACCUUCGUCCCCGCCGUCCAAAGUCUUAUGAAACGCAUGAACGUUCCCCACCAAGAAGAACAGCUGCUCAAAAUGGGCGAUGAUGUGGCGGUCAUUAUCAAAGAGCAAUGUGCGCCUUUACUGAAUGGUCAACAUAUUUGCUCUGAUUCAUCGACGCUAGCCGAUUUUGGGAAUUGUUUCAAGAGGAACUUCUUCAAGGCUUCUCUUAAACAUCUCCCUAUCUUAUUGCCUAUGGCUUCAGAGGCGGCUUGUAAGGAGCAAUAUCGCUUUUUGCAAGGGGAUGAAUUAUGGGAGCAGACUAUUCCGCAGAAUAUGCGGGAUUAUGCCAGUGUGUGUGAUAAAUUGGAGCCGUUUGAGCAUGAUGAUCAGGAUGGGCAUGAUGAAUUGUAA